This is a messenger RNA of Cokeromyces recurvatus, 1654 nucleotides long. RefSeq lists its product as uncharacterized. Lineage: Eukaryota; Fungi; Mucoromycota; Mucoromycetes; Mucorales; Mucoraceae. The transcript has 3 exons. Gene Ontology annotation, molecular function: protein binding; phosphatidylinositol binding. The record is from RefSeq and is a predicted model, not a curated record. The coding region runs from base 23 to 1507 and encodes 494 amino acids.
CUUUCAUUCAUAACACAUAGAAAUGUUUCUUUCAAAAAAAGAAAGAGCAUCAAAAAGCUUACGUAGACUAACAAAGACAAAGAUUUCAACACCGGUUGCUCAAGUCAACACUUUAGAUUUACCAAAAAAGAUCAUUAAAGCUCUUUACGAUUAUCAAGCAAAGGGGUCUCAUGAAAUUUCAUUUAAAAAGGGGGACUUUUUUCAUGUUACAGGGAGAGAAAAUGAUCCGGAAUGGUUUGAAGCUUGUAACCCUGCUUCAAACUUGAAAGGUCUUGUUCCUGUAUCUUAUUUCCAAGUGAUUGACAAAACAGAGAGAAGUUUAUUUGCUAAUCGUCCUACUUCUUCUUCAACUACUUCCUCCAAUACCUUAACUUCUGAGUUAGACUCAGGGUUUUCUGACUUGUCUAUUCAUGGCCAAAAUGGAACUUCUAUGAGUAACAAUAAAAAAAAACAUCAAAUAUAUGGGGUCGUUAUGUAUGAUUUCAAAGCUGAAAGACCUGACGAAUUAGAGGCUCAAGCAGGAGAAGCGAUUGUAGUGAUUGCCCAAUCAAAUCAUGAAUGGCUUGUAGCUAAGCCAAUUGGUCGUUUGGGUGGCCCGGGAUUAAUCCCUGUUUCAUUUGUACAAAUUCGCGACGCAGUAACAGGUGAAUUAAUUAUGGAUAAUGAUCAUCAAGGUCAACAACAUAUAUCAAAUCAUUUAUUAGGUGUAGAAGAUUGGAAAAAACAAGCACAAAAUUAUGAAACCUCUAGUAUUCCUUUAGGUAUCUUUGAAUCUUCCUCUCCUUCAAAUAGUAGAUCAAGAGUCUCCGCUACUUCUUCAGUUUCUACUACUUAUGAAAUUGUCACUUUUGCUUCUGUUGAUUCUUACAUAUUAGAAGGAGAUCAAUAUUGGUUUGUUGUUUAUGCACGUGUUAAUGAAAACUGUCAUCGUAUAUUAUAUCGCCUAUAUGAAGAUUUCUAUGAUUUUCAACUUAGUUUAUUACAAGCUUAUCCUAUUGAAGCGGGUAAAGCGGAUCGAGAGAGGAUAUUACCUUAUAUGCCUGGUCCAUUAACCUAUGUGGAUGAAACCAUUACAUCUGAAAGACGAAUAGAUUUAGAUCGAUACUGUAAAGAGCUUUUAAAUCUUCCAAAGUAUUUAUCAGAAAGUGAGCUUGUUCAAAGACAACUCUUUGGUAUUCAUGAAGGUGAUAUUGAAUUAGAUUAUGAUCCACGUGUAGUGAACAAGGAGACUAUAACGACGUCAGAACAAACAGUGCAGCAGCAAAUUAAAAUCAAAAUUAUUUAUAAAGAUGAUAUAUUCGCUAUGAAAGUGCCCGCAAAUUGUUCUUUAGAUCAUCUAACAUCGAAAGUUCAAGAAAGAAUUGGAGAAAAAGUAAAAAUGGAAUAUAAAAAUGAAGCAACUGACAAAAAUGAACCAUUAGAAAAUGAAAUAGAUAUGGAAGAAGCAUUUGUGCAAGCAAUUCAAAAAGGAAAAUUAACAGUUACUGCAGUUCUUAGUAGUGAUUAAUGUAUCUAUUUACUUGUAAUUAUGUCUUUUUUCUUUCUUUCUUUCUUUCUCUCUUUCUCGAAGAAGACGAAGAAAGCUGUAUUAUUAUUAUAUUUAUUACGUGUAUAUAUAACAAAUGUUACUUUAGUGAAGUAAACUAAAAAAAAA